CAACUUGUCAGCUCCAAAUACGGGUCUUUGGUGCCUGCAGAGCUCGUCUCGUGAACAUGGGCUUCAAAACGUCACUCCGUAUUGUGGCUCUAUCGCUCGCCUUGGCGACACACGCGACACAGCAUGACGUCCUCGAUUUCGUAAAUCCCCUCAUUGGCACCAUCAAUGGAGGCCACGUAUUCCCGGGCGCGACAUUGCCUUUCGGCAUGGCCAAGGCUGUUGCAGACACGAAUGGCGCAGAGCUUCAAGGGGGCUUCGCCUCUGAUAACUCAGAUAUUGUCGGAUUCUCCCACAUGCACGACAGCGGUACCGGCGGAGGUGCUUCGCUAGGCAAUUUUCCCUUGUUCGCGCAAAGUGGAUGCUUGAAUGGCGAGCUCAACAAUUGCUACUUCGCCAAGGCGCUCCGCGCAUCGAAACGCAUCAACGACACGGUGAUUGCUGAGCCAGGAUAUUUUGCAGUCGCCUUGAACAGCUCCAUCAACACGGAGAUGACUGUUACAAACCACACUGCCUUGUAUCGCUUCACGUUUCCCAGCACGCCAAAGCCCAUGAAGAUUACGGACAAAGGCUCCGUUCCCAACGAGCCCUUGAUCCUGGUCGACUUGACGGACUUGUCCAACUCACGCAGUCGGGCCAAUAUAUCAGUUGAUGAUCGCACCGGCCGUAUCACUGGCAGCGGAACCUUCCAGCCGUCCUUUGGAAUUGGGACGUACACGCUCUACUUCUGCACCGACUUCCAGGGCGCCGAGAUCAAGCAGACGGGCGUCUUCCAAAACAACCGUGCAGGCACACACCCCAAGCAUCUCCAAACUCAGGCCGACGGCAGCAGUAAGCCGCCAGUGCCCGCCGGCGCGUUUGUUCAGUUCAAAAGGCCAGGAAAGCACAACGAAAUUGUAGCACGAGUUGGUUUGUCCUUUAUAAGUACUCAGCAGGCUUGCAGGAACUCCGCAAACGAGAUUGGUGAUUUCAACUUUAACAGUACUCGCCAGAAGGCACGCGAUGCUUGGGCAGAUAAGCUGAGCACAGUACGGGUAGAUGCCACGGGAGUCAACAAGACCCUUCAGACCGUCUUCUGGUCCGGCAUGUACCGAUCAAUGAUCUCUCCUCAGGACUACACUGGCGAGAACCCACUUUGGAAGAGCGAUGAGCCCUACUAUGACUCAUUCUACUGCAUUUGGGAUUCGUACCGGAGCAUACACCCUCUUCUCACAAUACUUGACCCAGUCAGCCAGACACUCAUGGUGCGCAGCUUGAUUGACAUAUACCGUCACGAAGGGAAGCUGCCAGACUGCCGAAUGAGCUUGUGCAAGGGCUUUACACAAGGUGGCAGUAAUGCGGAUGUCGUUUUGGCGGACGCAUAUGUCAAGAAGCUCAACGAUGGUAUCGACUGGAAAACGGGAUACGAGGCUGUUAUAUCCGACGCCGAAGACGAGCCUCCUAUAUGGUCUGUUGAGGGGCGAGGAGGCCUUGCCAGCUGGAAGGAGCUCGGCUACAUCCCAACGGACGAUUUCGACCCCUAUGGCGUUGGUCCUUUCACGCGGUCCAUUUCUCGCACUGUGGAGUAUGCCUACAACGACUUUUGCAUUGCUGAAAUGGCACGGGGCAUGAAGAAGCAGGGUGACGUCGAGAAGUACCAAAAACGCGCAGAAAACUGGGUAAACAUGUUCAACAAGGACCAGCAGUCAACAGUCCAAGGCAAGACAUUUACCGGCUUCUUGCAACCGAGAUACCUGAACGGCACCUAUGGUUUCCAAGACCCGACAUUCUGUACUCCGAUGCUCAACUUUACAAGCUGCUACUUGAAUAGCAACGGACACGAGACAUAUGAAGGCAGCAGUUGGCUGUACACAUUUUACGCGCCGCAUGAUAUGGACGCCCUCAUCACUACCCUGGGUGGACCCACGGAAUUUGUUCGACGGCUGCAAUUUCUACACGACACACCUGAUCUCCUGUAUAUGGGUGAUGAGCAGGGUUUCCUUAUGGUCUAUCUUUUCCAUUAUGCGGGACGUCCUGGACUAAGCUCAUUCUACCAGCACCAUUACAUUCCGUCCCUGUUCAACGACACCGUGGUUGGUAUUCCUGGCAAUGACGACUCUGGAGCAAUGGGUUCAUUUAGUACUCUUGCUAUGAUGGGCGUCUGGCCCGUAGCUGGCCAAGACGUUUACCUUAUUAACCCCCCCUUUUUCCCCGAGAUUACGAUCACCAACCCCAUCACGAAGAAAAAGGCAAUUAUACGCACCAUUCAAUUUGAUGCAAGCUACGAGAACAUCUACAUACAGAGCGCGAAGCUUGAUGGCAAACCAUAUACACGAAACUGGAUUUCUCAUGACUUCUUCGUUCAAGGCGGGGUCCUUGAGCUCACGCUCGGGAAGGAAGAAAGCCAGUGGGGAACUAGGCAGCAAGACUUGCCACCAAGUAUGAGGAAGAAUCAUAGUAGAUAG
This is a messenger RNA of Purpureocillium takamizusanense, 2441 nucleotides long. RefSeq lists its product as uncharacterized. The record is from RefSeq and is a predicted model, not a curated record. NCBI's taxonomy places the organism in Eukaryota, Fungi, Ascomycota, Sordariomycetes, Hypocreales, Ophiocordycipitaceae. The transcript has 8 exons. Gene Ontology annotation, molecular function: carbohydrate binding; peptide-N4-(N-acetyl-beta-glucosaminyl)asparagine amidase activity. Gene Ontology annotation, biological process: protein deglycosylation; protein quality control for misfolded or incompletely synthesized proteins; carbohydrate metabolic process. Gene Ontology annotation, cellular component: nucleus; cytosol. Bases 57 to 2441 code for a protein of 794 amino acids.